AUUAUGAGUAAGAACCCUUUGUUUGGGUACCCCUGUGGUGUAUUUACCGUGGGAGGCUGAAGCCAGCCCCUGAGAUCCGUCCGCAGUCCCCCCGCUUAUCACGGUCAGCAGUGAGGCGAACAGUGUCUUGGAGUGUGCAAAACCGGCUCGAAAAAAUGUCGAAGACGCCAGUCAAGUAUGAAGAUCUGGGCAAGGAGGCCAGAGAUGUCUUUGGAAAGGGCUAUGGGUUUGGAUGUGUCAAAGUAGACUUGAAGACAACAACUAAGAAUGGAGUGGAAUUCAAGACAGCCGGCUCGUCAAUGAAUGACACUGGCAAAGUUUUUGGAAGCCUAGAAACAAAGUACAAAUACAGUGAUUAUGGUAUCUCACUCUCCGAGAAGUGGACUACAGACAAUGUGUUGAGCUCGGAAAUUACUGUUGAAGACCAGAUUGCCAAGGGUCUAAAGCUUCAGUUUGACACCACAUUUGCCCCCAACACUGGAAAGAAGUCUGCUAAGAUCAAGACUGCCUACAAGCAAGAUUACUUGCAUGCCACUGGUGAUGUGGACUUUGACUUUGCUGGACCCACUGUCCAGGGCUCUGCAGUGGUAGGGUAUGAAGGAUGGCAUGCUGGCUACCAGGUCGCAUACGAUACUUCCAAGUCUAAACUCAUUGCCAACAACUUCUCCCUUGGCUACCGUGCCAAGGACUUUCAGAUUCACUCUGCUGUCAAUGAUGCCUCUAAGUUUACUGGCUCAAUCUACCACCAGAUAAGCAAGAACCUUGAGGUAGCUGCUCAACUCAACUGGGCCACUGGCAGUAGCAAUACCUCCUUCCAGGGUGGCUGCAAGUAUGACGUGGACAAGGACACCACCCUUAGGGCUAAGGUGAACAACAACAGCCACCUAGGUCUUGCGUACACACAGAGGCUUCGUGAUGGCAUCAAGGCCACCGUCUCCUCGCAUAUCGACACUAAGAACCUGAACCAAGGAGGACACAAACUUGGGCUCUCUCUUGAAAUGGAGGCUUAGACAAUCGUAGCCAAGGGUGCGAGCCGGCGUGUUUUGAGUCAUCUCCAAUUGUUCUACCAUUUACCCUUUAAGCGCCAGCUUUUUGAAUUUGUAAUGGUCUCGUGAGGCAGGUAAUCGUUAAGUACAUGGUGGUUACCAGAGGUUAGUCUCGGGCUGGGGAGGAGCCGACGGGUGUAUGCGUAUGUAUCUAGCUGUGUGUGCAAGGUCUUUCCAGUUUGUUCAGCCGUUUGGUCAACCUAAUAAAUGCUAAAAUAUGUC
Messenger RNA from Nematostella vectensis (starlet sea anemone), 1268 nucleotides. Its product is annotated as voltage-dependent anion-selective channel protein 2. NCBI's taxonomy places the organism in Eukaryota, Metazoa, Cnidaria, Anthozoa, Actiniaria, Edwardsiidae. Gene Ontology annotation, cellular component: mitochondrial outer membrane. Gene Ontology annotation, biological process: monoatomic anion transmembrane transport. The record is from RefSeq and is a predicted model, not a curated record. The transcript has 11 exons. Gene Ontology annotation, molecular function: voltage-gated monoatomic anion channel activity. The coding region runs from base 156 to 1010 and encodes 284 amino acids.